Messenger RNA from Vitrella brassicaformis, 1288 nucleotides. NCBI's taxonomy places the organism in Eukaryota, Vitrellaceae. The record is from the annotation of a GenBank genome assembly.
AAUCGAGCUGUAUGCCGUGCACACAUGCAGCCCCACACACACGUCACGCUGUCUGAACAGUGUGCACCCAUCUAUGGUGCGGACAUACAUACAGCCAAGACGAAAAACCACACCGAUGAACAAGCGAACCAACCGACAGACAGCGCACACGCAGAGAAGUCAGAGUGUGCUAUGCAUGGGCUUCGAUCUCCUGCUUCCUUGCCUUCCGCCUCUCCUUCUUGCGCUGAAACUUGGCCUUGAGGGCCUCGAUCUUCGACUCGGACAGCUGCUUCCCCUUCGGCCGCUUCUUUGCACGACGCCUGCAUCCAACACGCACAUACACACACACAGAUGCAUCCUUUGCGCCGCUCGAUGUUUCCACACGCACGCACGCACCUUUUCGAUUUGUCAGAGGCUUCGGUUGUUCCCUCUUGAGUGGCAUUCUCCACAGUGCUGUUGCGAGCCCUCUUCUUGCCGCCCUUGUGUGUGGGGCCCUCAUCAUCGCCGUCAGCUUGGGGCUGCUCGUCGGUCUCGGUCUCGCCCCGCUUUCUCUUCUGCCUCCUGGUCUCCCUGUCGGUGGCCUCUUGUGCGAUGCGCCUCUUGGUCUCCUCCAUGGCACUGACGCGCUUCUGGUGAAACUGCACCAACACACCCACACCAGACACACAGAUACCGGGACGAUAUGUGGGCCUGUAGGUGUGUGCAUGGACGUCGUAUGCAUUCAUACAGGGCUGGCUGGCCGGCUGGGUGACCGACCUUUGAUUCGAUGUGUCGCUCGAGGUCGAUGUCGUUGAGCAGCACCUUCUCGGGACACAGCUUGCAGUAGAACUUGCCGCGGAAGUCCCGAUCCAUCUCAUCAUCGGCAUCCUCAUCCUCGCCCUCCUCACCCUCACCAUCGUCUUCGUCUGCACCUGCAUCAUCCGGCUGUUGAGGCGGCGUCACUCGCCUGUCCCUUCCUUUGACGGCAGCCUCCCGAUCUGAAAGCACAAAGGAAGGCCACCAUUUCCUCGCCCUCUUCUGUGUCUGUGGGCUCCUUUCACCUUCACGUAGCGUCCCAUCGUCGCCCUCAUCCUCUGCCUCAGCCUCUUCCUCUUCCUCGUCGCCCAAAUGCUCUCUAUCGUCAUCUGAAUCGUCUUCCGACUCAUCGCCCUCGUCCGGCUCCUCGUCACUGUCAUCUGGAUCAGGGUUGGACGCGUCCAGGAAGGCCAGGGCACGCUUGAACAUCGGCACGGUCGAUGAAGGAUGGAACGGAUCUGGCUGAUCUUGAUGGAAAACUGAUGAUCGAAUAGUCUACAAACGCCUUCUGUCC